Molecule: messenger RNA, 1053 nt
Organism: Spea bombifrons (plains spadefoot toad)
Lineage: Eukaryota; Metazoa; Chordata; Amphibia; Anura; Pelobatidae
Gene: DNAJC27
Product: DnaJ heat shock protein family (Hsp40) member C27
Exons: 8
Coding region: 222-1043 (273 amino acids)
Molecular function (GO): GTPase activity; GTP binding
Source: RefSeq, a predicted model, not a curated record
CGUUUCUGAUCGGAGGGGGUGUUUGAGGUCGUGGCCUCGGACGUCACCGGCAGACGGUAAUAUGGCAGAGAGAGGAGAGCAGCCGGUAUUUUACCGGGGAAUGGCUGCUGUGUGACCCCCGUCACCGUGCAGGCGUGUAGAUGCACAUACGUGUGCCCAGUCCCUCCAAGCUCGCUGCUGCCGUGUUGUGACCUGUUGGGAAACCCAAACACAGCAGCACCAUGGAAACCAACCUGCAGAAGAGGAAGGAAAGCCGGAAGGCCCUGCGGAUUAAAGUGAUCAGCAUGGGCAACGCCGAGGUUGGCAAGAGUUGCGUCAUAAAACGUUACUGUGAGAAACGAUUUGUCCCGAAAUAUCAAACGACUAUCGGGAUAGAUUACGGGGUAACAAAGGUCCAGAUCAGGGAGCGGGAGAUUAAAGUUAAUAUAUUUGACAUGGCAGGGCACCCGUUUUUCUAUGAGGUUCGCAACGAGUUUUACAAGGACACUCAGGGGGUGGUCCUGGUCUACGACGUUUGCCUCCGGGACUCCUUCGACUCUCUGGAUGCCUGGCUGGCCGAGAUGAAGCAGGAGCUCGGUCCUCAGGGCAACAUGGAGAACAUUGUAUUUGUUGUGUGUGCUAACAAGAUCGACUGCACGAAGCAUCGCUGCGUGGACGAAAGCGAGGGCCGCCUCUGGGCCGAGAGCAGGGGCUUUAUAUAUUUUGAGACGUCGGCACAGAGCGGGGAAGGAAUCAAUGAAAUGUUCCAGUCUUUUUACUCUGCCAUCGUAGACAUGUGUGAAAACGGCGGCAAGCGCCCCACGUCCUCCAUCAACAUCGGAUUCACCAAGGAGCAAGCCGACACGAUCCGCAGAAUCCGCAACAGCAAAGACAGCUGGGACAUGCUGGGGGUGAAGCCCGGGGCCACCAGAGAUGAAGUAAAUAAAGCGUACCGGAAGUUGGCGGUCCUCCUUCACCCGGACAAGUGCGUGGCUCCCGGCAGCGAGGACGCCUUUAAAGCCGUGGUGAACGCUCGCACGGCCCUGCUGAAGAACAUUAAAUAGAUGACAGCCC